This is a messenger RNA of Austrofundulus limnaeus, 1559 nucleotides long. It is a transcript of the gene ptrh1, whose product is annotated as peptidyl-tRNA hydrolase 1 homolog. Gene Ontology annotation, molecular function: peptidyl-tRNA hydrolase activity. The transcript has 6 exons. The record is from RefSeq and is a predicted model, not a curated record. Bases 155 to 883 code for a protein of 242 amino acids. NCBI's taxonomy places the organism in Eukaryota, Metazoa, Chordata, Actinopteri, Cyprinodontiformes, Rivulidae.
UUUUUUUUUUACUCUGGUUGAAAAACGGAAAAGGUCAAGACUGGAGGACUAGCUCACGUUUUCCAUAAAAUAACAUUUAAAUCUUUAUUAUGUUUUAGUGUCACAACAGUGAACUCUAUCUGCAGGCGCUGUAAACAUAUUGAACUUUGUCAUUAUGCGACGUGUUUUGACGAGAGUCAUAAACAGAGUUCUGAUGGGCGAUCCCUUCGCUCGGACGAAGAUGGGCGUCAAUGCGGAGGUACACAAGCAGGGCCGCCGAAAGCUGGUGGUGGGGCUGGGGAACCCGGGGAUGGAGGAGACCAGACACAGCGUCGGGAUGGCGGUGCUUGGCGCGCUCGCCGCCCGGCUCGGCGUGUCCGACCGCUGGCGUGGCGACCGCCACGUGUCCGGUGAGGUCAUCCUGUCGGAGGUCCAGGACACCCAAGUGGUUCUGCUCCGUCCCAGGCUGCUGAUGAACAUCAACGGGGUGUGUGUGGCCAAAGCAGCUCGUAAAUACGGCGUCAAACCUGAAGACAUCCUGCUGGUCCACGAUGAACUGGACAAACCUCUGGGGAAAGUUGCCAUCAAGCAUGGAGGCAGCGCCAGAGGUCAUAACGGAGUGCGCUCGUGUGUGGACUGUCUUCAUACUGAUGCCGUGCUCCGGCUCCGGGUCGGGAUCGGACGGCCGUCGGGGGAAACCUCGGUGGAGCGCUACGUUCUGAGCAGGUUCACGUCUGAGGAGCAGAGGAUCCUGGACUCGGUUCUGGUCCGGAGCGUGGACCUCGUCGUCUCCCAGCUCCUUCCCGCAGCGUCCCAUCAGGACCCGCGACCCGCCUCCUCGCCAGCAGGGGGCGGGCGAGCGGCGCCUCACGGGAAACAGAGGGAGCCUUCGCCUGAAGACUAGGCAGCUGCUCAGAGCUGAACUCUGACCUCUGUCAGACACCAGACGGUCUGAGAGGAGACCAGAGGCCAGACGGUUACUGAUGCAGGAACUGAAGAAGCUGCUCGGCUCCUUUACGCUCAUUUUAUCAAAGUGUGAAAAUAAAACAACCAGAGACGCUCGAGUGAGCUAAUAUUUCUGUGAGUUCAGUGCAUCGCAUCUGAGACUGAAACCUUCAAACUGCUGCUACUUUCAGAAAAAUAUAUAUAAUUUUAUUACAGUUAGCUCCACAGGGUGUUCCUGCAAACAAACACAAACAGAAAUGUUUAUAUUUUUGUAAAAAUGCUGACUCAGUUUUUCUGUUUUAUUUGUAUUUUUCUGGACAGUUUCUGCAGUCGAACCACAUCUGCAUUCUUUAUGCUGGUGGGCGGGUGACAUGCAUUCCUUUAAGGAAUUAUAAUUAUUUUAUUUAUACAACCAGGAGUGAAGAAAUCAGCCCGUCCACUUCAGGUCAAACUGGAGUUUUAUUGUUUGGAUUAAAAACGACAACCUGAACUGAUGAUCGAUACUUCAGAAUCAGAAUCAGGAUACACAGACUAGGAAUUUGCUUCGGUGUAAAGGUGCAGUAGGUAUCAAAUAUAACAAAAGAAGAAAAUACAAAGAAUAAAGGAGAAAUAUAAUAAAAUACAGAAUUCAGUAC